AAAACAUCUCGAAUACAACAAAUUAGAAUUAAAUAAUGUCUGCAUAAAUAUACCAGGAAUGGCUGACGUGUAAGAUGCAAAUGAAAGGGCAGAACGAAUGGAGACGCUUCGUUUGAAUCGUCCUGAAUUUUUUGAAGGAAACCUUCAUUGUUGAUGGCCGAAGUUGGCUCGAUUCGUCUGGUAGAGGGAACAUCGUCGGUGUAUAAGUUUCUUUUUUGUAGGGUUUCGUGCUAUUUUUCCUCCAAAUUCUGUCCAUUUUUCUCAUCGGCAUCAUUGACAUCACGACACAAUUUGUGUAGACUCUAGAGUGCAGAUAAAUGAAAAAAUCCUGUUAGCAGUCACUAAAGAAAAUUGAGGAUGGAAAAUGAUGGAGCAUACAGAGGAGAUAAACUUGUAUUGCAGGGUCUAAGGUUUCAUGGUUUUCAUGGAGUGCUUGAAGAGGAGAGAAAGCUUGGCCAGAAAUUUUUGGUGGAUGUUGAUGCCUGGUUAGAUCUCAAGAAGGCUGGAAGAUCAGAUAAACUGGAAGAUACUGUUAGCUAUGCUGAAAUUUAUAGCCUUGUCAAAGAAAUUAUUGAAGGUCCCCCUCAUGUCCUUCUUGAAUCAGUUGCUGAAUUGAUUACAUCUGUUAUUUUUGAUAAAUUUCCUCAAAUUCAUUCUAUUCGUGUUAAGGUUGGCAAACCACAUGUUGCAGUUUUAGGCAUUGUCGAUUAUUUAGGAGUAGAAAUUUACAGGACAUCUAAAGCCUCUGUACAAACUCAAAGCUAAGUUUUAAGAAGCGACGCGUCAUUCAAUGUUUGACGUUGCUUACUGUUUCAGUCAUUUAAGAAAUUUAUGCAGAUUUAUUUUGAUGAUA
Messenger RNA from Cryptomeria japonica (Japanese cedar), 853 nucleotides. Its product is annotated as dihydroneopterin aldolase 1. Gene Ontology annotation, molecular function: dihydroneopterin aldolase activity. NCBI's taxonomy places the organism in Eukaryota, Viridiplantae, Streptophyta, Pinopsida, Cupressales, Cupressaceae. Bases 358 to 765 code for a protein of 135 amino acids. The transcript is spliced from 3 exons. Gene Ontology annotation, cellular component: cytoplasm. The record is from RefSeq and is a predicted model, not a curated record. Gene Ontology annotation, biological process: folic acid-containing compound metabolic process.